CCUGUCGCUUUCUGCUGCGGAGAGACUGACGCCCUCUGGACGCAGUGGACACUUGAGCGGCGGCAGAACACCAUCCUGGAGAAGUUCAAAGAGAAAACAGCCGCACUCCCUCUCAAGAAGAAACGUCGCGAGCUCGUCAACAGCGUUGUGGUGUUUUCCAGUGCCGUGCUGGUGAGCCGUCAGGAUGAGGCCUGGUGAGCUGAUCCUCCCCGCCGCCGCCGCUCUCCUCUUCCUCCUGUCAGGGCUGUCUGUGACCUCCGGCUGCAACAAAGCCCUCUGCGCGAGCGACGUCAGCAAGUGUCUCAUCCAGGAGCUGUGCCAGUGCCGUCCGUCUGAUGGGAACUGCUCGUGCUGUAAAGAGUGCAUGCUCUGUCUGGGGAACCUGUGGGAAGAGUGCUGCGACUGCGUGGGGAUGUGUAACCCAAAGAACUACAGCGACUCCCCGGCCACGUCGAAGAGCACCGUGGAGGAGCUGCACCGUCCGAUCCCCUCGCUGUUCCGCGCCCUCACGGAAGGCGACGCGCCGAUCAACAUGAUGGUGGUGUCCUUCCCCGUCGCCGAGGAGCUCUCCCACCACGAGAACCUGGUGUCCUUCCUGGAGUCGCUCGACAACCAGCCCCAGAAUGUCUCCGUGCCUGGCAACAGCAUCCACGCCAGCUACGACACGCAAGAAAACAUGUGCACAGUGGUCUACUUUGACGACUGCGUGUCUAUCCGUCAGUGUAAACUAUACUGUGAGUCAAUGGGAGGAUCCAAGUACCGCUGGUUUCACAACGCCUGCUGCCAGUGCAUCGGACCUGAGUGCGUGGACUACGGCAGCAAGGCCGUGAAGUGCAUGAACUGUCUCUUCUGAAGUGCGGGCACACAUGGGCACCAAAUGUCUGGGCCAUACCAGAGGACUGAGGGCAGAGGACGGUUUUGUGUUAGCAUUCCUCAGUUACCUUGUAAAAUACCCCCUACACCACUCCUUUACCCCUGCAAAUUGUUUUUAUUCUGCUGUUAUGUUUCACUGUAUAUUUUUAGAUAUGUUUUCAAUAGUGUUUUUUACUAGAGGUGUAUAUGAAUAAUGUAUUUUUACAAUUAUGGUCUGCUAAAUCCCAGUCUCAUGCCAAAUAAAGAAAAGUUUGGUGACA
Molecule: messenger RNA, 1133 nt
Organism: Chelmon rostratus (copperband butterflyfish)
Lineage: Eukaryota; Metazoa; Chordata; Actinopteri; Chaetodontiformes; Chaetodontidae
Gene: twsg1a
Product: twisted gastrulation BMP signaling modulator 1a
Exons: 5
Coding region: 185-853 (222 amino acids)
Biological process (GO): regulation of BMP signaling pathway
Source: RefSeq, a predicted model, not a curated record